Molecule: messenger RNA, 321 nt
Organism: Penicillium digitatum Pd1
Lineage: Eukaryota; Fungi; Ascomycota; Eurotiomycetes; Eurotiales; Aspergillaceae
Source: RefSeq, a predicted model, not a curated record
AUGGGCUUCCCAGCUGACCAUCCUGGAUGGUUGGGAUUGAGACAUUCAGGUCACGAGGCGAUGGGAACAUCCGGUGUUAUCCUUGUGGUAGACUGCGAUGUCCUUUGGGUGCCUACCCAGGACAAGCCGUCUGCGUCAGCCAAGAUUUUCCACCUUGAUGUCGACCCUUUGAAGCAGCAGAUUCCUGUUUUCCAUUCCAUCGAUGGCUACAUUCCGUGCCGAUGCUUCCACAGCGCUCAAGCAAAUCAACGACGAUUCCUUGGCUCCAAGGAAUCUAUCACCAUGGACCAAUGGCGGGAUGAGGAGCAUUCGAAGCCCUGA